Protopterus annectens (West African lungfish) is the source of this 4103-nucleotide messenger RNA. It is a transcript of the gene USP14, whose product is annotated as ubiquitin specific peptidase 14. Gene Ontology annotation, molecular function: proteasome binding; protein binding; cysteine-type deubiquitinase activity. The record is from RefSeq and is a predicted model, not a curated record. Gene Ontology annotation, biological process: proteasome-mediated ubiquitin-dependent protein catabolic process; protein deubiquitination; regulation of proteasomal protein catabolic process. Lineage: Eukaryota; Metazoa; Chordata; Ceratodontiformes; Protopteridae. The transcript is spliced from 17 exons. The coding region runs from base 217 to 1671 and encodes 484 amino acids.
CAGCUGGAUAACGAGGCCACUCUAGUGCUGUUAGAACGUAUUGCCAGAGCGACAAGUAUGUUGCAUCGUCAUCUUGAGAGGCCCGUUUGAAUGAAGGAAGCCUAAGAGUUUGGACACGGUAGAUAGUGAAGAGCUAAACUUGACUUGUUUCAUCAGUGAGGUUUAAAGUUAAGUCUUAAGUUGUCUGUACCAGACUGGGGUUGCCAAGCAAGGACUAUGCCAGUUUUUCUAGUAAAUGUAAAGUGGGGGAAGGAGAAGUUUGAUGGCAUUGAGCUGAACACUGAAGAAUCGCCAUCGUUGUUCAAAGCCCAGCUGUUUGCUUUGACUGGGGUUCAGCCUGAUAGACAAAAAGUCAUGCUAAAAGGUGGAACAUUAAAGGAUGACGAGUGGGGCAACAUCAAAUUAAAGAAUGGUAUGACCAUAUUAAUGAUUGGCUCAGCAGAUGCACUUCCUGAGGAACCUGUAACAAGACCUGUUUUUGUAGAAGAUAUGACCGAGGAGCAGUUGGCUUCAGCUCUGGAAUUGCCAUGUGGCCUUACAAACUUGGGGAAUACCUGUUACAUGAAUGCUACAGUUCAGUGCUUACGAUCAGUGCCAGAACUCAGAGAAGCUUUAAAGAAGUAUUCUGGCACCAUGAGAGCUUCAGGAGCUACGGCCUCAGCUCAGUACAUCACAGCAGCACUUAGGGAGCUGUAUGAAGCCAUGGAUAAAACCUCCACUAGUAUCCCACCUAUUAUACUGCUUCAGUUCCUGCAUUUGGCCUUCCCACAGUUUGCAGAAAAAGGAGAACAGGGACAGUAUAUUCAGCAGGAUGCCAAUGAGUGUUGGGUUGAGAUGAUGAAAGUACUACAGCAAAAACUUGAGCCACUUGAAUCUGAAGGCGACGUGCAGAUGGAUUCUGCAACAUCUGCUGCUUCUGUAAAAAAGAGUUUUAUUGAUCAAUUUUUUGGAAUAGAAUUUGAAACUUCUAUGAAGUGUAUUGAAGCAGAAGAAGAAGUAACAAAAGGAACAGAUAAUGCACUUCAGCUCAGCUGCUUUAUUAACCAGGAAGUGAAAUAUCUCUUUACUGGACUCAAGAUGCGUCUUCAAGAUGAAGUCACCAAAAUGUCUCCUACAUUGGAGAGGGAUGCUAUGUAUGUAAAGUCUUCUAAAAUACGACGUUUGCCAGCCUAUUUGACCGUUCAGAUGGUUCGAUUCUUUUACAAGGGAAAGGAAUCUGUAAAUGCCAAAGUACUGAAGGAUGUGAAGUUUCCUCUAAUGCUGGAUGUGUAUGAACUUUGUACAUCAGAACUUCAAGAAAAAAUGGUGCCAUACAGGUCAAAAUUUAAGAAAGCUGAAGAUAAAAAGGUUGCUGAUCUUCAAGAUAAUAAAAAACUUGUUAAACGAGAUGGAGCCAAGAAGGAAGUUAAAUAUGAGACAUUUUCUUUCCCAGAUGAUGUUGGAUCUAGCAACAAUGGUUAUUAUGAGCUACAAGCAGUACUAACGCAUCAAGGUCGGUCAAGUUCAUCAGGUCACUACUUAGCUUGGGUUAGAAAAAAUGAAGGUACAACUUAUAAAACUCCGUUAAAGACACUUGCAGAAAUUCUAUGCAUUCCAUUUGCAGAUUUGCAGGUGAGUGGAUCAAAUUUGACGAUGACAAAGUUACCGUGGUUACCCCUGAAGAUGUUUUGAAAUUAUCAGGAGGUGGAGACUGGCAUAUAGCAUAUGUUCUAUUGUAUGGGCCUCGCAGAGUUGAAAUAGAUGAAGAAGAAGAAGAAUCACAGCAACAGUAAAAUUACCAUUCAGACCUUGUUGGCUAUGGUGUGCAAUAAAUAUUCUUCAGAAAGUGUUUCAGCUAACUAGAACAUCUGUGAACAGCAGUGAUAUUACUGGAAAGCAUUCAUUUCAUGCACAAGAGGGGCAUUUACAUAUGGAAAAUGUUUUCUGCAGUCUGCACAUAACCCAUUAGAAUUUGAAUUGAAUGUAACCUUUUUGAAAUGAUGGGUUGCAGUAUGAUAUUACAAAAUGAAUCCAGUUAUAUGAGCUGGUGGAUAGAGCAAGUCAUUAGAAAAGUUUCUGCAUGAAAUGCUCUAUGGUAAUACUUGACAGUUGUCUCUUCCUUUCAGUAAAAUCCUCAUCUUUGUCUCAGAAUUGUUGAUUGUUCUUCAGAAAAUAUGACUGCAGUGGUGUUUAAAAGCACAUAAUGCUUCAUUAACGUUAUUGAGGGAGACUGGAAGCAACAGCUGUACUGGCACAUAAGUAAAUGCACUGGUACACCCAGGAGUAAUGCCAGGGGACAUUCUCUCUUCAGAACUUGAAGUACAUCGAGAAGAAGUCUAAAACCAUCCUGAGAGAUUACAUUAAGAUGUGCAUGUAUAACUGGAGGCAUGCUCUUAUAGUGAUGUGGCCUAAUUUAUAACCUUAUUCUGAAGCAGUCAGACUUGCCUGUUUUAUGUGCAGAGAUGCACAAUGAAAAAACUGGGAGAUAUUUUCUGUCAGAGCACAUCUGUAGCCAUUUUCUCAGUGUGUUACUUGUGCGUCUCUGAAUAUUCUUUCCACCUUCACUUCUCUUUCCUCCUUUGGUAGGUUUUAAUGCUUGGUAGUCCAUUGGACCCGCUCAUUGGUCAUCCUAUUUAUAUAAAUGAAAAUCUCUGGUGGCCUGCUAGACCCUCCCCCACUUCUUCAUAUUGUGAGCAUCAAUUCACUGUAAUUAAAACUCCCUGUCUACCCCUGUUCCCAGACUCAGCUACACCAAGUUUGAAUUUCACAGACGUUCUAUUCCUUUUUUCACCAUCCCUAGUGCAUUCAUUCACUCACUGACAGUUUGAAAUUGUGUAGUAGUCUUGUAUCCAUGCUCCAGCUUAGUUUGCGUCAAGCACACAGUUUAGUAGUGUCUGUUUUUUUAUGUAUAUACAACUACCCACUUCCUGGUUUUCAUUAUAUCUGUGUUUCUUUAAAGAAAAUUUUCUUGAAGUCUCAUGCCUCAUACUGUGUUGCAUCUAUCAUUCCAUUUAGUGUACGACUUUCCUGUUGGACCCUAUUCCAAAACUUCCUGUUUAAUUGAAUGUUUCUCAUGAUAUAGUACCCUCAGAGCAUUUACGAACAUCUUAAUUUAAAAAUAGUCAAUGGUCCACUGGUCCCAACAUUUACUUCCUGCAGGAACUAUUGCAUCUUUUACAGUGAAGACCAAGUGGCUGGCAUUGUACUGUUUGUAUCUUCAGAGCAGUUGCAAACUGAAUUAUAAAUGAGCAUCUGCAUUACAUUGACAGAGAUGACUGUUUACACUAAAAAGUUCUUCACAAAAUCAGAGUGGUCGUUUGCUAAACUACCAGACAGUUUCAGUUAAACUAAACUGAGUGAUUGGAUGAUCAGCAUAAGAUCUCGCUAGGCUAGUAAGAAGCUUAAAUAAGGAUGUUGAGGGUCUUUUUUGAAGAUACCAAGGAUAUUAACAUAUAUUUGCAUAUCUGGUAAAUACUGCUGUUUGGAAAAGGACAUAAGCUGGGGUGUACAGCAUUAGUCUAUAUAUAAGGUGUAUAUUCAUGCUCGUCCAGUUUUUCAAAUGUGGGCAUCAAUAAAAGACACAUCUGUGGUUACAGUGUGCUGCACUUCCGCAUCUGCAGGGGUUCACUUAUUCAUUUGACUGCACAGGGCAUCCAUGGCCACUUUUUAAAACAGAUUGCCCAGUGUACUGCUUUUCAGUUGCUCCAGUGCCAAGUGGCUGCACUUCUGCUUGCUUCUGACAUCCAAGCAAGUAACAGCAUUUUCCCCUGUAGAGCUAUUUUUUGAAAUAUGCAGCAUAAUUUGCUUCCUAGAAAACUGUCCCAGUUUCUUUAAAUUCUUGUUUCCCGGUUAAUGAGGCGUUACACUGAGGCGAGGCAUGUGUCUGCAGUUUUUAAAAAAUGAAAUAAAUGUUUGCUUGUUUCAGUUAGCUCUUUACACUUGGUCAGCUUUCUAACAAACCAGUUUAAGUACUGGGCAAGGUUUAAGCUUGAUUUUUAUCAGUUGGCAGUGAUACCUGAUGUCAUCAUACCAUCUGUUUUACUGUUCCUGUUUUUUAGGUAGGUACACAUAUAUGUAAAUAAAUAAAUAAAUAAAUAAAUGCAUUAUAGCAUUGGUGGAAACUA